This is a messenger RNA of Dissoconium aciculare CBS 342.82, 4656 nucleotides long. Its product is annotated as glycosyltransferase family 24 protein. The record is from RefSeq and is a predicted model, not a curated record. Bases 1 to 4656 code for a protein of 1551 amino acids. NCBI's taxonomy places the organism in Eukaryota, Fungi, Ascomycota, Dothideomycetes, Mycosphaerellales, Dissoconiaceae. Gene Ontology annotation, cellular component: endoplasmic reticulum. The transcript has 2 exons. Gene Ontology annotation, molecular function: UDP-glucose:glycoprotein glucosyltransferase activity.
AUGCCUAAGCACGCUUCAAUCGCGAAAAAGGCGGCGGCCUUUGCGUUGCUCUUCGCAUUCGCCCAUGCUGCGCCGUCAGUUCAAGUAGAGCUGCGGGCAGCAUUCGCAGCCCCUCCAUAUCUGGUAGAAUUACUUGAGACUGCUGCCAACGAGAAUGCAACAUCGUACUUCUAUUUGCUAGAUAAAAUUGCCGACGGCCACUUCGACUCCUCAACGACAGAUCAGGCGCUCUAUACGAACUUCCGGUCUCUUCUUCUGAGCGAUGGACACCUCGGGAAAGAAGCGCUAUCGGCAUUCGACUAUGGCCUGUCGAUUCAUUCGGCCGCGCCUCGUAUUGAGGCCCAUUAUCAAUUUUACAACACUUCCGUAUCACCUUCAAUACCGGAAGAGAAGGAUAACUUGUGUUCGAGCUGGGCAUAUGUUCCGUUCACUGGACAAAGAUUCUGCUCUCCAGAUCUGAGUGAGCAAUCCGCCAAGAAGCAUGGAAGCGCUGGGGAGCAGCUUCAUGAGCUGCCGUUUGAUCGUAUUCUGGGCGAAGAACAGAGUGAGCGUCCAUCAAUUCUAUAUGCAGACAUCACCUCGGAAUCGUUCCGAACAUUUCACAAGACUUUGAGCAAGACUGCGAAAGAGGGAAAGACUUCGUAUCGAGUUCGACAUCGAGCACCGUUGAACGUAGAAGAUCGACCUCUUGCUGUCAGUGGAUAUGGUGUAGAAUUGGCGCUCAAACGGACCGACUAUAUCGUGAUCGACGAUAGAGAGACGGGAGAGGCGUUCAAGGAGAAUGCAGCAGGAGAGGUGAAGCUGAAUGAAGAAGAAGUCGCUGAUCUUCGACCUCUUUCAACGUCAGAAGUGCAAACCUUGUCUCUGAAAGCUGCAUCUUUCGUCAUGGGAAGCGACGAUCCAUUCGAGACGCUGCUUCGACUAACGAGGGACUUCCCGAAGCACACAAGCUCAAUCGCAUCUGCUGAACUUUCCGACGACUUCGUUGAAGAGCACAAGAGCAACAGGAAGUUAUUGAUCCCGGCUGGCUACAAUAUUGUUUGGAUCAAUGGCGUUCAGAUCGUGCAACGCGACUUUGAGGCGUACGCUCUUUUGGAGUCUUUGCGACAUGAACGAAAAUUGAUCAACGGUCUACAAUCGCUAGGAUUGACAGGGCCUGAGGCCAUCGAACUUCUGUCAUCUCCGUCCAUUACCCUUUCACAGAUCGGGAAAGAGACGCAACGCUUUGAUUGGCGCGAUGAAGCCGAGGGCGGGAAUGUCAUCAUCUGGCUGAACGACCUCGAGAAAGACAAACGCUAUGCCGAAUGGCCUUCGAGUAUCAGAGCCAUUUUUCAACGAACAUACCCUGGUCAGCUACCGUCUGUUAGGCGGGAUAUCCACAAUGUCGUCCUUCCGAUCGACUUUUCCGACUUCACCGACGUCGAGCUCGCUGUGGAAACCCUUCAAAAUUUCGUCAAGCGCAAGAUCCCGAUCCGGUUCGGUAUUGUGCCAAAGACUCACACUGCAGCCAGCAAAGAGCAAGCAAAGGUUGUCCGCUAUCUCACUGAUCGAUAUGGACUUACCGCUGCUCUUCUGUAUCUGGAAUCAUAUUUGAAAGGAUCGAGUCGUAAGACUUUUGUUCCUGAGGCCAAGGCCUUGCAGACUGCGAUGCAAGAUCGCAAACUUCGCGUUGGCCGCACGGUUCUCACUCUCGGGGAGAUUCUGACAGACGUUGGACUUGAGGCCCAGAUUGAGGCUGCAAGCGCGUACGCACGUCGUUUCGGCAGCAUCGAAGCACCCCCGGUAUUGUGCAACGGCGUUCCGAUUGCCUAUACCGAGACCUGGAUGCAGACCAUGAGCCAGCAGGUUGGUCAAGACUUUCAAGAAUUACAGCAAGCGAUCAUGAGCGGAGGUCAGGAGGACGAUUUCUCCGUCCCUCAGAUUUUCCUUGCGAAUGCAGCCCUUCGUAGGAAUGCAUAUAUUGUUCCCGAAGAUGAAAAGGAAAUUCGUCAUCUCAACCUGGGUGAUUUCCCAGAACUUGCUGAACUUCCCACUGUUCCGGCAAAUCUCGAAACAACCGAGAAAGACUUUGUCCACCUCACCGUUGCGGCCGAUGUUGACACGGUAGAGGGUUUUGAGCAAGUCCUUGACGCGCUACUCUUCCAGCGGGCGCACGACAACGUGGAACUCGCGGUAUUGCACAUCUCUGGGUCUUCCGACGAUGCAACUCGGUCAAAAGCUCUGUUGAGCAAGCAAUACCUUGACCUCCUAGGCAAGGGUUACGAUGCUGCUGCGGCGAGACUGGUUGGCGAACGUCCGGUCGACGACGCGACCAGACGAUUGAUUUAUCAGGAUCUGUGGACUCUCGAUACCACUACGUUCUCGCAUGAUGACAAUGAGCGUUCAGGUUCCGACUGGAAGCGAUUUGGCAAGCUUGUGACGGCAAUUAAAGUAUCAACCAAGUCAAAAGUUCUUCUUAUCAAUGGCAGAAUUGUCGGCCCCAUUCCCAACGAAAUCGCAUUCACCGCUGACGACUUUGAGACGUUGGUCGCAUUUGAACGCACGAAGCGAUUGGGUCCAGCAGCAGAUGCGAUUGAAGGGAUGGACUUGAAGAGUAAGGCUUCAACUCCUUUGAAGUUUGCUUUGUUCUCAAAUCUGCUUGCAAUCUCGACUGUCUCGGACGUCCCCGAAGGGUUCUUCGAGGCCGCUCCCACAGUGCGCAAUGCCGCUUUUGACAAAUGGGAAUCGAAACACACGUCCAUCCAGAUGGGAGACCGUGAGACUGCCAGUAUUCGGGUCGUAGUCUCACUCGAUCCGGCGACAGAGACCGCACAACGCUGGGUGCCGAUCAUCAAGGUCUUAUCUGAGAUGGAGGGUGUCCACGUUGCACUUUUCCUCAACCCUCGAGAUCAACUCAAAGAGCUUCCAGUCAAACGAUUCUACCGACAUGUCCUCAAUUCUAAGCCUGAGUUCGAGGCUGACGGUUCUUUGAAAACUAUUCAAGCCCAGUUCGACGGUCUGCCAUCAGACGCGUUGCUCAACAUGGGCAUGGACUUGCCACCGUCAUGGUUGGUCGCACCUAAAGUGACUGUCCACGAUCUGGACAAUAUCAAAUUGAGCGCGGUCAAAGGUGCAGCGAAGAUCGAGGCCAUCUACGAACUCGAGCAUAUCCUCAUCGAGGGACAUUCGAGGGAUGCGUCAUCCGGACAGCCGCCGCGUGGAGCCCAGCUGGUCCUUGGAACCGACCGGAAUGCCCACUUUGCAGACACAAUCAUCAUGGCCAAUCUCGGCUAUUUCCAAUUUAAAGCCAACCCGGGCAUCUACGAUUUGAAACUUCAAUCGGGCCGUAGCGAAGAGAUCUUUGCCAUUGACAGCGCUGGAUCACUCGGCUAUGGAGUACAUCCCGGUGACAAUACUACCGAGAUUGCAUUGAUGAGUUUCCGAGGAGUGACCUUGUACCCUCGGCUCUCACGCAAACCCGGUAUGGAGAGCGAGGAUGUGCUGGAAGUCUCCAAGACCACGUUUGAGAAUCUGGCCGAUGGUGCUGAACAACUGUUCAACCAGGCCGGACUGCCAGAUGCGAGCAAGUACCUCUCCAAAGCAGCCAAGUUUGGUGCUGGACUGCUCCCCGGAGGUGGGAAGGCGUCAUCUGGACACGCCGACAUCAACAUCUUCUCGGUUGCGUCGGGACACCUUUACGAACGUAUGCUCAACAUCAUGAUGCUGUCAGUCACGAAGCAUACUAAACACAGCGUCAAAUUCUGGUUCAUCGAACAGUUCCUGUCCCCCUCUUUCAAAGACUUUUUACCUUUUCUGGCGUCCGAGUAUGGGUUCCAAUACGAGAUGGUGACCUACAAAUGGCCGCACUGGCUGCGCGGACAGAAAGAGAAGCAGCGCGAAAUCUGGGGCUACAAAAUCCUGUUCCUGGACGUUCUGUUCCCAUUGGACCUCGACAAGGUCAUCUUCGUCGACGCCGAUCAGAUCGUGCGUACGGACAUGUACGAGCUCGUGCAGCACGACCUGCACGGCGCCCCCUACGGCUUCACGCCGAUGUGCGACUCUCGUGUCGAGAUGGAGGGCUUCCGGUUCUGGAAACAAGGCUACUGGAAGAACUUCCUCCAGGGCCUGCCCUACCACAUCUCCGCGCUGUACGUGGUCGACCUGAAGGAGUUCCGGCGCAUCGCGGCCGGCGACCGACUGCGCCAGAACUACCACGCGCUCUCCGCCGACCCCAACAGCCUAUCCAAUCUGGACCAGGACCUGCCCAACCACAUGCAAUCCAUGCUGCCGAUCCACAGCCUGCCCCAGGAAUGGCUCUGGUGCGAGACCUGGUGUUCGGACGAAAGCCUCAAAGACGCCAAGACCAUCGACCUCUGCAACAACCCCCAGACGAAGGAGCCCAAACUGGACCGCGCCCGCCGCCAAGUCCCCGAAUGGACCGUCUACGAUGACGAAAUCGCGGCCGUCGCCCAGAGACAUAAGCAUAAGCUGACCGCAGCGGCGAACGCCUCGGCGAGGACCCCGGUCACCGGUGGCAGCGCCGGAGGAGCAAGCGGGGAGAGUAUCCAGGAGGUUCUGCAGAGGGAGGAUGCCAAGAGGGAGGAGCAGGCCAAGCAGAAGAGUGCGGGCGCCGCGCCACCGGAUGGGAAGAAGGUUCAUGAGCACAACGAGUUAUAA